GUGAAAACUGCAUAAAAAGGGUUGAAUAAAGUCUCACACUUGCAACAACAUCUCGAGAGGUUUCUUCUCUCUUCUGCCGAGCGUUUGUUGUUCAAAGGUGUUCAAAGCAACCAGGGAAGAUGCAAGGAGGUGGUGGAGAUCCUUUCGACUUUGGUCGUCGUCUUGGUAACUUUGGAGGCUCGUUUGGUGGUUCUUUUGGUGAAUAUGGUGUCCCGAGCAAUGGUCCCCCGAGUCCGAUGUCUAGUUUUGGAGGAGACUCUAUUGGCCCUAACAAUGGACCUCCGAGUCAGAUGCCUGAUGUUUUCGGAGGAGACUCUAUUGAUGGUUUUGGUAGAUCUAAUGGUGGUCCUCCGAAUCAGAUGUAUAAUGUUUUAGGAGGAGACUCUGCUGAUGGUUUUGGUAGAUCUAAUGGUGGUCCUCCAAGUCAGAUGUCUAAUGUUCUAGGAGGAGACUCUGCUAAUGAUUUUGGUGGAUCUAAUGGUGAUCUUCCGAGUCUGCCUAAUUUUUUCGGAGGAAGAGAUCCAUUUGAUGACCCUUUCUUCACCCAGCCUUUUGGUGGUACCAUGUUUCAGCCCAGCUUGUUUGGUCCUCCUACCAGGGACCCUCUUGCAGAAAUUUAUCCUGAUCCAUUAGGGUUUAUCGAGAAUCAUCAUCACCAGCCACCACAACCGACACUAUCAGAUGGACCGACUAUUGAAGAGAUCAUUGUUUUAGAUGAUGAGGAAGAAGGAGAAGUAUAUCAAGAGACGAGAGUAAUCCUAGGGAAACAUGGCAGGUCAAACAGUGGGGUGGAAGUUGAGGAGGCUAUAGCUGAAGAGAGAAGGAUCACGCAUAUGCAAAACAUGAAUGCAAAUGCUAUGGUAGACAAUGAACAAUGGCAGCAACAAACUCAAGAGAGAAGGAUCACAAAUAUGCAAAACAUGAAUGAAAAUGCUGUGGUGAACAAUGAACAAUGGCCACAACAAACUCAAGAGAGAAGGGUCACAAAUAUGCAAAACAUGAACGAAAAUGCUGUGGUGAACAAUGAACAAUGGCCACAACAAACUCAAGAGAGAAGUAUCAGACACAUGCAAACCAUGAAUGAAAAUGCUGUGGUGAACAACGAACAACGGCAACCACAAACUCAAGAGAGAAGGAUCAGACACAUGCAAACCAUGAAUGAAAAUGCUAUGGUGAACAAUGAACAAUGGCAGCAACAAACUCAAGAGAGAAGGAGCACACACAUGCAAAACAUGAAUGCAAAUGCUAUGGUGAACAAUGAACAAUGGCAGCAACAAACUCAAGAGAGAAGGAUCACACACAUGCAAAACAUGAAUGAAAAUGGUAUGGUGAACAAUGAGCAAUGGCAGCAACAAACUCAGGAGAGAAGGAUCACUCACAUGCAAAACAUGAAUGCAAAUGCUAUGGUGAACAAUGAACAACGGCAGCAACAAACUCAAGAGAGAAGGAGGACACACAUGCAAAACAUGAAUGAAAAUGCUAUGGUGGAGAAUGAACAAUGGCAGCCACAAACUCGAGAGAGAAGGAUCACACAUAUGCAAAACAUGAAUGAAAAUGCUAUGGUGAACAGUGGACAAUGGCAGCCCCAGCCUCAAGGUUACAGUUUCCAGAGCUCGUCUGUUACUUACGGUGGUCUCGACGGAAACUACUACACUUCGUCCACGACCAGAAGGACAGGAAGUGAUGGGUUAACUCUUGAAGAAAGCAAAGAAGCUAAUACUGCAACACUCGAAGCAGCGCACAGGGUUUCAAGAGGUUUCCAUAACAGGGGCCACACGGUUGAGCGUACACGCAACUCGGAUGGUCGUGUUGCUACAAACCAGAUCUUGCACAAUCUUAACGAAGAUGAAUUGGCUGGUUUUGAACAGUCUUGGAGUAGAAAUUCUAGAAUGCAAAUGCAAUUUCCCGGUCAGUCUGGUUCCUUUGGCAGUGGCUUUGUUAACAGAGAGCAACAAAUGUUGCUUCCUCCGCCUGAUCCAAGCUCUUCUCGUGCAAGAGGAGAGCCGCCUCACAGAAGAAGGAAUGCAACGGAUUCAAGCAGACUGGGUUUCUAAAGGCUUUAAGUGAAUGUAACCAAAAGACUAUUAUAUAUAUACUUUACUUAUGUUGUUGCAUUGUUACCGUAACAUGUAUUAUGAGGACAUGAUUUGAAUGGUUUAUAAUAAUGGUA
This is a messenger RNA of Raphanus sativus (radish), 2170 nucleotides long. RefSeq lists its product as uncharacterized. The transcript is spliced from 16 exons. Lineage: Eukaryota; Viridiplantae; Streptophyta; Magnoliopsida; Brassicales; Brassicaceae. Bases 120 to 2054 code for a protein of 644 amino acids. The record is from RefSeq and is a predicted model, not a curated record.